UUAGUGAUGAAAUUUGCAGCAAUAACCAAAUUCCAUUAAAAUCGGGAAUAAUUAUGUGUAAUUAUCUGGCUAUUUAGUGAAAUUAAGUCACUGCUGAGUUAAGAGUUUUUUUUUGUUCCUUGCAUUGGCAAUUGUCUGUCAAUCGAGUCAAAAUGUCUAAUAUUUUAGCGAAAAAUAUAUCAACUUUAAUCAAACUUCAACCGAAAUAUUUUAUCACGAAUGCUGCUGCAGGUGUGAGGAAGGGUUCUGACUGGGUGCCACAGGAAAAAGUGACCCAUACUGGACAGAAAUGGGAGCCUGACGAUUACCGCUUGUCGAGAUUUGUGGGUCGCCCCAAGCACGUUAAUCCCAAUUUUGCCAUCGACUUGAUAGCGGAAGUGCCUCCAAAGGCCUGCAAAGAGCGAGUUGUUUGGUGCGAUGGAGGUGGUGGUCCGACAGGACACCCCAAAGUUUACAUAAACCUUGACAAGCCUGGCAAUCAUUCUUGCGGUUAUUGUGGCCUGAGGUACUAUUUGGACCACGGGCAUUGAAUUAGUUGGGAAUUUUUGUAGAUAUUGUUGUAAUUAAGAAAUAAAUUAAUGUAAAAAACCCAUCUUUUCGUUACAUAACCUGGCAAUUCCU
Messenger RNA from Tribolium castaneum (red flour beetle), 621 nucleotides. It is a transcript of the gene ND-13A, whose product is annotated as NADH dehydrogenase (ubiquinone) 13 kDa A subunit. NCBI's taxonomy places the organism in Eukaryota, Metazoa, Arthropoda, Insecta, Coleoptera, Tenebrionidae. Gene Ontology annotation, biological process: mitochondrial electron transport, NADH to ubiquinone. The transcript has 3 exons. The record is from RefSeq and is a predicted model, not a curated record. The coding region runs from base 153 to 530 and encodes 125 amino acids.